Stegastes partitus (bicolor damselfish) is the source of this 1551-nucleotide messenger RNA. It is a transcript of the gene inpp5kb, whose product is annotated as inositol polyphosphate-5-phosphatase Kb. Gene Ontology annotation, biological process: negative regulation of phosphatidylinositol 3-kinase/protein kinase B signal transduction; negative regulation of peptidyl-serine phosphorylation; negative regulation of insulin receptor signaling pathway. The transcript is spliced from 13 exons. Gene Ontology annotation, cellular component: cytoplasm; ruffle; plasma membrane. The coding region runs from base 1 to 1551 and encodes 516 amino acids. The record is from RefSeq and is a predicted model, not a curated record. Lineage: Eukaryota; Metazoa; Chordata; Actinopteri; Pomacentridae. Gene Ontology annotation, molecular function: phosphatidylinositol-3,4,5-trisphosphate 5-phosphatase activity; inositol bisphosphate phosphatase activity; phosphatidylinositol-4,5-bisphosphate 5-phosphatase activity.
AUGAGCAGCUCAGCGUCUCAGGGCUCGAGGUCGAAGAUGCUCCUUCGCCAGCGGUUGUCCCAGCUGCUCACCUGCGUAGAGGACAUGAGCUCUGACGAUGAAGCCAGUGAAGAAGUGUCCCGCACGCUGGAUGAAGCAUUUCAGCUCUGUGGCCGCUUCAUUCCCACAGACGCAUUCAGGCUGCACAUGGUGACCUGGAAUGUGGCCACAGCGGAGCCUCCUGAAGACGUCACCUCUUUGCUGCAGCUAGAUGUCCAACCUCCCACAGACCUCUAUGUGAUCGGUCUGCAGGAGGUAAAUGCCACCCCAGUGAGGUUCAUCUCAGACCUGAUAGCAGAGGACUCCUGGAGCCAUGUCUUCAUGGACACACUGGCACCCAGAGGCUUUGUCAAGGUCACGUCAGUGAGGAUGCAGGGUCUGCUGCUGCUGGUUUUCGCCAAACAAAUUCACCUCCCCUACAUCAGAAACAUCCAGACCACCUACACUCGCACCGGCAUCUUUGGCUACUGGGGUAAUAAAGGAGGAGUGUCAGUGCGUUUUUCCUUCUACGGCCACAUGGUGUGCUUCCUCAACUGCCACCUAGCAGCUCACAUGAACUACGCACUGGAGCGCGUUGAUGAGUUUGAGUACAUCCUGGAGGCACAAGACUUUGACCUCUACGACACCCCACAAAUCCGCGACCACAAGGUGGUGUUCUGGUUUGGUGAUCUGAACUUCCGCAUCGCAGACCAUGGCUUGCACUUUCUCCGCUCGUCCAUCAACAGCGGACGCCUUAAUUUGCUGUGGAACAAGGACCAGCUCAUCAUGAUGAAAAAGAAAGAAGCGUUCCUUCAGGAAUUUGAGGAAGGACCAUUAAAUUUUAAACCCACCUACAAGUUUGACCGUAACUCUGACACCUAUGACACCAGCACUCCAAAGACAUGGUUGGGUUUUAAUGGCAAGAAAAGGAAGCCGGCCUGGACAGAUCGAAUCCUCUGGCGGAUCAAACCCAAAACUCUGCCAUCAGAGGAGGAUGAAGAAGAAGAGAAGGCAUCCACUUCCACAGAUGAUAGAGAAGAUGAGUUUCCAAUCCUGGUCACUCAGGACAAGUACACCUCCGAUAUGAGCUAUGGAGUCAGUGACCACAAGCCUGUCAUUGCAACCUUCAGCCUGGAUCUGAGGAAAUGUUUUGACACACCACUGGUGCACGUAUCUCCUGUGGGUGUGUGGAGUGCCGACCAAGAUGCACUUUUGACCUACACCGUCCAAGAAGACUUCAUGUCUUCCACAUGGGACUGGAUUGGCCUUUACAAGGUGGGAUUUAAGAGUGCGGCUGACUACGAAACCUUUGUUUGGGUCAGAGAGAAUGACCUGCCAGAGACAAAUGAAGUCAUACAGAGAUCUGUGGAUAAGGAUGAGAUCCCUCUGCUGGGUGGACAGUAUGUUUUGGGUUACUACAGUACAAACAUGCAAAGCAUCACUGGCCUCAGUGCUAGUUUCCAGAUCCUGGAGUCCAAACGUGCUGUCAUGGAAGGCCUUGUUCCCGAGGAUAUCAAUGGGCUCAACAAAUAA